GAGAAGCAGAAAUCAAUUCAGAGUUGUUUAAAGCAAUACAAGAUUCAAAGAUGUGUAUAAUUGUAUUCUCACAAAAUUAUGCAUCUCCUAGUUGGUGCUUGGAUCAACUUGUUUCCAUUCUUGAAUACAAAAUGAAGUUUGCAUGUAUGAUAUUGCCUAUUUUCUACCAUGUUGAUCCUUCAAAUCUGAGGAAGCACAAAGGAAGUUUUGGUGAAGCAUUAAACAGACAUGAAGAAAAAUUCAAGUGUGAAAGAGUAGAUGAAAAAGAGUAUUGGGAGGACAAGUUAAAAAAAUGGAAAGAUGCACUGAGCCAAGCUGCUGAUUUGGCUGGAAUGGUCCUUGAAAAUCAGCAUGAAUCCACUUUCAUCAAGAAGGUUAUUAACGUUAUCAGCACGAGACUAAGUCGUCCUGCUUUAUAUAUUGCUUCUUGUUCAAUCGGAAUACAUCGUAGAGCUAGGCCUAUUAAUUCUUGGGUUCAAGAUGAUGGAUCGAACAAUUCAAAUAUUGGAAUACUUCUAGUUUGUGGUAUUGGUGGAAUUGGAAAAACAACACUUGCCAAAUUUGUUUACAAUUUAAACUUUGGAUAUUUUGAAAUUAGUUGUUUCUUACCAAAUAUUAGAGAAACAUCAAAACUCCCUAAUGGUCUCAUAGCUUUACAAAAGCAACUACUUUCUAUCCUUUUAAAGAAUGAAAAGGCAAAAAUAUCAAGUGUUGAUGAAGGAAUCAUCAAGAUAAGAAAUGCUUUAUGUUAUCGAAAAGUUCUUCUUGUUCUUGAUGAUGUUGAUGAGCCUGAUUUGGUUGAAGCAAUAUUUGACAUGAAAGAUUGGUUUGGAUUUGGAAGUAAAAUAAUUGUAACAACUAGGCACAAAAGUUUAUUAAGACCUCAAUUAGGCCAUGAGGUACAUGAAGUUGGAAUUUUGUACACAAUUGAAGCAAAUGAGCUCUACAAUUUUCAUGCAUUUGGUAAUGUAAACAAUCAAAUAAGCAAAGAUUAUUACAAAGAGUACUUAGAGGAAGUAAUUGAAUGGUGUAGAGGACUUCCAUUAGCUCUUCAAGUUAUCGGUUCUUCCUGUUGGGUUUUAGUUAUUGGAACAGAGAGAGUGCAGGGGAUGGUACUUGACAUGCGUAUGAUUAAGAAAUACAAGUGUUCUGGGUCCUUAAUACCAUUGAAACAAAGUCCAAUUGGUUUUUUCACAGCUUGGAGUUCAAAAGUGGGGAAUUUUAGUUUACAAGAUCAUGUGAGAACUGAUGCCUUUGAGAAAAUGCACAAGCUUAAAUUUCUCCAAUUCAACAAAGUUAAAGUGAAUGGAAGUUACAAGAACUUUCCAAAGGGAUUGAGAUGGCUAUGUUGGAGUGGAUUCCCAGAGGAGUGUAUACCAAAUGAGUUUCCAAUGGGAAAUGUCGUUUCUAUCGAUAUGCGAUACAGCUGCUUGAAACAACUUUGGAACGGAUAUAAGUUUCUCCGGUACCUAGAGAUACUGGAUUUGAGCCACUCCACUGAACUCAUCACAACACCGGAUUUCUCAGGCCUUACCAAUCUUGAAAAGUUGAUACUCGAACAAUGUACAAAGUUAAUCAAUGUUCAUAACACCGUUGGAUGUCUACAAAAACUCAUGAUCUUGAACCUUAAAGAUUGCCACAAGUUAAAGAUUCUUCCAGAUAGCAUUUGUGAGUUAAAAUGUCUUGAGACACUUAACAUCUCAGGCUGCUCAAACAUUGAAUAUUUACCAACAGAGCUUGAUAAAUUAACAUCACUAAAGGAACUUUAUGCUGAUGGGAUCUCAAUGAUUAAUUUGGAGGCCCAAACAUGGCAAAAUGCAAUUUAUCUCCAGAUGCUUGAUUUAGGCAUUAUGACCUCACUACAAUGGCUAGAUUUGGGAGGAAAUCCGAUUGACGAAUUACCAGAUAGUAUCAAGAAUCUUACGAGGCUGAAAACUCUUAACAUCGCGUGUUGUACAAAGAUCAAGUACCUCGAAGGGGUACCAUCAAAUGUAACGGAUGUAAAUGCUGAUGGAUGUAUUGGAGAAAGUAGGUUCUUGUGCUAAAGGGCAUCCAGUAGAAGGUCAUCUUAAUUGUAUAAAUCUUGUUGAAGUUGAAGGUGUGUUUAAGUUAGAGCCAUUGGACAGUGUUGAUCCUCAAGUGCUAGCUAACAAAAUGGGAAUUUCAAAUUUGGAAACUAUAAUGAAAAGUAGUGUGGUUUCUCUUGUAUUUGGUCGUGCGUAUGAUGCUGAAAGACUUAGAAAUGAAAAUAUCCAGGUUAUGUACAAGAUGACAUAACAAGUUUAUUUUCAUUAUCACCUAAGAAGUUGCCUCCACAGAUAUUGUACCACCGUGGUGUUUUCUCAACAUUUUUGCCAGGCGAAAGUGUGUGCCCAAUUGGUUCAGCUACAGGUUUACAGAUGCAGCAGAAGUCUAUUGCACAUUACCAAACAACUUCAAUAGCCACACAACAAUCAACGGAUUGAGCAUUUGCUUUGUAUACAAAUGUCCUGAACCCUACACCAAUGUUGGCUUGUACGACGGACCAGCAAUUUGGGUUAGAAAUCAGACAAAAGAUCUGAACUGGGCUCUGUAUCCUGCUUGGUUUGGCCUCCCACGAGAUGAUCAAACUGGAAUCAUCCACUUUUGGGUUCAAAAUUGAUCACUUUUUUAAUUGUUUUAAAAUUAAACUCUUUAAAUAUUUUUUAAAAUACUUGGCGUUCAACU
Molecule: messenger RNA, 2706 nt
Organism: Solanum lycopersicum (tomato)
Lineage: Eukaryota; Viridiplantae; Streptophyta; Magnoliopsida; Solanales; Solanaceae
Source: RefSeq, a predicted model, not a curated record